Oryza sativa Japonica Group (Japanese rice) is the source of this 3058-nucleotide messenger RNA. Its product is annotated as wall-associated receptor kinase 3. Gene Ontology annotation, cellular component: plasma membrane. Gene Ontology annotation, molecular function: ATP binding; polysaccharide binding; calcium ion binding. NCBI's taxonomy places the organism in Eukaryota, Viridiplantae, Streptophyta, Magnoliopsida, Poales, Poaceae. The record is from RefSeq and is a predicted model, not a curated record. Gene Ontology annotation, biological process: cell surface receptor signaling pathway; protein phosphorylation.
GACUGGUAUACUGAUACACCGUUCUGGCUGUUGUAGUGGUGGAUAUGAUGAGGCUCUGCUGGUUGCUGUUCCUGGUGGCUGCCAUGGCGACGCUGCAUCUCGCACUCGGCGUGCCUCCCUCUGCCCGUGAUCUUCGUCACUGCCCCACUUCCUGCGGGGACGUGAACAUCACAUAUCCCUUUGGCAUCGGCACCGGCUGCUUCCGGCCGGGCUUCGAGCUCAUCUGCAACACCACCACCAAGCCGCCCAAGCUCUUCUUCGGUAACACGACGGAGAUUUCUUAUCAAUAUCCAUACGGAUAUGUCAGGGCCUCUGUCGUCUUCAACAUCGCCACCACCCCAGGAUUGCUUGGCACCUAUAGCAGGUCAUGGCAGGCACCUGGGAGGGUCUUAAGCACCUACACGACCAAUUCUCUGGUGAUUGUCGGAUGCGGAAUCGACGUCUACUUGUUCCGCAGUCAUACCAAUAUAUUACAGGGGUAUUGCAGGAGUGAGUGCACCAACAUGGCGCUCAUGGACAAAAAGUUAUCAGGACGACCAUGCAAUGGCAUCGGUUGCUGCACCAUCGACUUGCCAGGUGGAGUCCGUGCCUUUCGGUUUAAUAUCACUCAGAGGGAAGAAACACAUUCGGUUGCACUUGGUAAUUCUACAAUUAAGGCCUUCUUAAGUGACAGCCAGUUCUACUUCAAUACGGCAGAUCUCCUGUCAGAGAAGAUAAACGCAAACACCAUCGGUGCUACAUCGUUAUUCUUUUCAGUUGCUAUUACAGAUCAACUCAAUUGCUCAACUGCUCAGUUGGGUUUGAAUAAGACAGAUUAUGCCUGCAGCGACGGUAGCACAUGCGUUGAUCAGAGAAACCAGCGCGGCUAUUCUUGUACCUGCCCUGCUGAUAGUUUCGAUUAUGACAAUCCCUACCUUCUCCACGGCUGCAAACAAGAGUACUACAUCUCCGCACGGAAAAAGCGGAACUGCUCCGAAUUUUGUGGCAGUACAAAUAUUCCUUUUCCCUUUGGUCUAGAACAAGGUUGUUCUGCUAAAAAGAAAUUUCAACUGAAUUGCACGUCGAAUCAAACGCUUAUCGGAAGACCACCCAUGCAAAUGGAAGUGACAAGUAUUUCGGUAGAUGAAGGACUAGUGUAUUUGGAUAGAGUUGAUGAAAAUACGACAGCACGGCACUUUACAGAUUACGAGGUUGACAGAUUACUGGAAAAUAUAUUCAUGGAUGACACUGACUUCAACUUGUCUAAAGUGUAUGGCGUUUGGAAAUGGUCAGUCAGCAAUAUAUCAUGUGAAACAGCGAAUAACAAUACUGCAUAUGCAUGCAUUAGUGACCACAGCGAGUGUGUUCCAGUUACUCAGAGCAAUGUCUAUUUUGGUUAUCGCUGCAAGUGCUCUCCUGGCUAUAAAGGGAAUCCUUACACCAGGCCGGGUUGUACAGAUAUCGACGAGUGCUCAAGACCUAACUUUUGUAAGGGGAUAUGCAAGAAUAGAGAAGGAAACUACAGUUGCACUGGUUGUCCCUACGGCACAUAUUUUGACCCUGUGGAAACGAAAUGCAUUCCAACUCAGCCUCAUGAGCGGCGGCAUAAUAUUGUGAUAGGGGUUGUUAUUGGACUAGUUGUUGGUACUGGAGUUCUAGCCCUUUCAUUAGUCCUAACUAUAUUACUGCGAAGGUGGAAGCGAGGUAUUCAAAAGAAAAUUCGAAGGGCAUACUUCCGAAAAAACAAAGGUCUUGUCCUGGAACGACUAAUAUCAUCAGAUGAAAGUGUGGCACAUAGUACAAAAAUAUUUUCUUUGGAGGAGUUAGAAAGAGCACCUGACCAUUUUAAUUCCACACGCAUUCUUGGAAGGGGAGGCCAUGGAAUAGUUUAUAAGGGUAUAUUAUCAGAUCAGCGUGUUGUAGCCAUAAAAAGGUCUAAAAUUGUAGAGCAAGGUGAGAUUGAUCAAUUUGUCAAUGAAGUGGCUAUCUUAUCCCAAAUCAUUCAUCGCAAUGUAGUUAAGCUUUUCGGUUGUUGUUUUGAAUCCGAGGUACCUUUGCUCGUGUAUGAGUUCAUCUCUAAUGGGACACUUUAUGACAUUCUACAUGGCGAUAUGAGCACUGAAUGCUCAUUGAAAUGGGAUGAUCGGGUUAGAAUUUCUCUAGAAACUGCAAGCGCCCUUGCUUAUCUCCAUUGUGCUGCUUCAAUUCCAAUAUUUCACAAAGAUGUCAAAUCUGCCAAUAUACUCUUAAAUGACAAUUUCACUACAAAGGUUUCCGAUUUUGGUGCUUCAAGGUCUAUUUCCAUUGAUGAAACCCAUGUUGUCACCAUUGUGCAAGGUACAUUUGGGUACUUGGAUCCCGAAUACUAUCACACAGGCCAGUUAACUGCAAAGAGUGAUGUCUAUAGUUUUGGUGUAAUACUAGUUGAGCUCCUAACAAGGAAGAAACCAAUCUUUCUCAAUUGCUCUGGUGAAAAGCAAAAUCUGUGUCAUUACUUCCUUCAAAGUUUACGGGAUAAGACAACAACUGAUAUGUUGGAUUCUCAGGUAGUUGAGGAAGGAAACCUAGGAGAAAUUGAUGAGUUUGUAUCACUUGCUGAGGCUUGCUUGAGACUUAGAGGGGAAGACAGACCGACCAUGAAAGAAGUGGAGUCAAGAUUACAGCUCCUAAGAGCCAAUAUUACAAAGAAGAUUCAAGAUGAGUCACAAAAGAACGUGGAAGCGAUGCAAUUGUUUCCUUCCGUUUAUGACUCUACUUCUUUCACUCAGAAUGUUGACAUCGGAAUGGAUGCUGAUUCAUUAACUCAGCUUGCCUCUACAUGCCAUACCAUGGAACAAGAACUUGUUUCCUUGACUCGUUAAACUAUUUAUUUUCUAGCAAUUUUUUUAAGCUAAGACAAUUAACAGUGUGGUUUGUGUAAAACAGUAAGGUUGAGAGGACGGAUAAGAAAGUUUCUAUUAGUGUUGGAUGAAAAAAAAAAACUCUGUCCUGGGAGGCUUGAGGGCUGUGUAUAAACACGUAAUAUGCUUUUAUACAUACACAUUGACCUGGUGUCUCUUCCCGUUAAACAUUUUUUUUA